Messenger RNA from Lactuca saligna, 300 nucleotides. The record is from the annotation of a GenBank genome assembly. Lineage: Eukaryota; Viridiplantae; Streptophyta; Magnoliopsida; Asterales; Asteraceae.
AUGGGUUUGACUUUUUUGAUCCCCGUGGUGUUUCCUGCUCCUGCCCUUGCGUUUGCCCUGCAAGGAUCAGGUGGUGGAGAGAUGGAGGAUUUGUUUGGUUCUCUAUCAGAGUCUUUCUCUUCUUCAAAUGCUUUGGCUGUUGUAACAUCUACUUCAUCUAUAACCACUGAAGUUCAUCCUCCAGCAAAUACUAAUCCUUAUCUCACCUUCGAUACCUCAUCGACAAGUCGGGCAUUUGAUGAUCCGUUUGGUGAUGGUCCUUUCAAAGCUGUUCCUUCUACUGAUGGAUUUUCGGCUUAA